UGUUGUCAAAAACCAGUUGCGAGGCCCCGACUCAUUGGCCGUCCCUCGGCUGAGUUUGAUACCAGCGGGCGCAGCCGCGGGCGCUGCUCGUUUGGUCCGGACGCUAGUGCUAGCGCCGGAGGUACGUGAGCCGAGAGAAUCUGGAUGUCGCGCCGACCGUGUGGACGUGGAUCCUCGCGCUCGCACCUUUAAAGAGGCCCAACAAGGCGUGCUCGAUGCACGAAUCCCAUCCUUCACCCUCUGACACAUUCGCAUCCACGCUCUCUCACGCACCGCCGCCCAACAUGCGCUCAAUCUUGGCCCUCGUAUCCGCUCUGCUCCUCGCAGGCCCUGCCCUCGCGUCGCCCAUGCCCACGCAAGUACCUCCCGCACGCCGUCAAUACCAGCCGGACGGGGGUGAUGGUGGGCCCGAAAUCCGCUCAUACGCCUCAUCCUUCAUCUCCUACCUGAAAGCCUCGGCGACGACCUCGUACUUCACCACGGAGACGGGGACGGCCUGCACCGCCCUGAUGUACGGCGGACAGUACUGCUGCCGCUCCAAUGUCGUGCUGGACGGGCAGUGCCUCGGCGGCUCGGUCGGGCAAAGCCUGCAAGGAGGCUCCUUUGUCGGUCGCUCCGACGGCGAAUACGUCUACUUGCCGCAGGGCGCCAACAACGGGUGGGUGGAGGGCUCCAACUGGGGCGUUCAGGUGACAUCGAUCGGCGACGAGACGACGGUCAACAUUACGGACAAUGAGGCAACGCAGUCGCCCAGUGUGUCAUCCGAGGCUGGGGCCUCGCAGACGUCGUCGUCCUCCUCCUCGAGCGCUACCGCUACGUCGUCGGAAGCGACGAGCACCACCGCCACCGCCAUCAACCGUGGAACGACCAUUGCCGCCUCCGUCACGGGAGAAGGCACCCAGGUAGUCAGCGCUGGCGGGGUGGUAGCCUCGGCUGUCGUGAGCAAUGGCGGAGGCGGUAGUGGUGGGAGCAACGGAGCUGCCACGCUAAAAGUCGGGCUGGGGUCCGUCGUCCUCGCCGUCGUAGCGGGGGCCCUGGCUCUGUGAUGACGCGUGCGUGCGUGCGUGCGUGCGUGAUAUACCCUUGCGAUCUCG
Messenger RNA from Jaminaea rosea, 1094 nucleotides. RefSeq lists its product as hypothetical. Bases 216 to 1046 code for a protein of 276 amino acids. The record is from RefSeq and is a predicted model, not a curated record. Lineage: Eukaryota; Fungi; Basidiomycota; Exobasidiomycetes; Microstromatales. The transcript has 2 exons.